Linnemannia hyalina is the source of this 918-nucleotide messenger RNA. NCBI's taxonomy places the organism in Eukaryota, Fungi, Mortierellomycota, Mortierellomycetes, Mortierellales, Mortierellaceae. The record is from the annotation of a GenBank genome assembly.
AUGGCAGCCCCCGACCUUCACGCCGCUGUUACUAAUGCAGAGCGCGAAACCACCGGCACCGACGCGCUCAGUCUUUCUGUCCAGGACUAUGCAACCAUUCUCGAGCAAGUGUACAAGAUCACCCUCCUCCCUCCAGACCUGGAUACCACUGCCGAAGAUAAUAUGCUGGCCUGUCGGAUUUAUGACUGUAUGGAUCCACUUCUGGUCCUAGGGCGACAACGGAGCAACGAAAUCACCACCCUCUUCAACGCCCUACCGUCCUCUGAUCCCAGCACUGGUUCGACCUCAGAAGAGCACCAGCAGCAUGAAGCGCUGAAACACAAGCGGCAGGCGUUACUCAACCUCCUAACGCGUGGGAAGUUGGGCCAUGGGUGCAGGAUCGACCCCCCAUUUCAGGUCGACUAUGGUCACAACAUGACCUUGGGCGACAAGGUCAUCUGGGGUCCCAAUGGCGUCGCACUCGACUGUGCGCCCAUCUCGAUCGGCGACAGGACGAUCCUCGGACAGGGUGUGAGGCUCUUUGGCGCCACACAUCCACUCAACCCGCUCCUGCGGUACCCUGUCCGACAGUUUGAUUUCUCGAUGGAGAUUCAUAUUGGCAAGGACUGUUGGUUGGGGGGUGGGGUUAUUGUUUGCCCGGGUGUGAGGAUUGGAGAUGGAGUGACAGUGUUGCCGGGGAGUGUUGUUACCAAGAAUGUGCCGUCGUUUACUGUUGUCGCCGGGUGUCCUGCGAGGGUUGUGAAAGUGCUGGAGAGGGAGGGGUGUGAGGAUGAGUGGCGGGCGUUGGUGGCGUUCUUGAAAAGCGGGAAGGUAGAGAGUAAGGAAGAGGAAGAGGAAGAAGGGCUGGCUAGUAGGAGGAUAGAAGAGUUUUUCGAUCAGUGGAGACCUCCUGCUGUCGAGACCAUGGCCCUUCCCUAG